GUGGUGAAAGUCAAGCCCAAUGACAAGGACGCCAAGAUGAAGUACCAGGAGUGCAACAAGAUUGUGAGGCAGAAGGCCUUUGAGCGAGCCAUCGCGGGGGAUGAGCACAAGCGUUCAGUUGUGGACUCCUUAGAUAUCGAGAGCAUGACCAUCGAGGACGAGUACAGCGGCCCCAAGCUCGAGAACGGCAAAGUGACCCUGACCUUCAUGCAGGAACUCAUGCAGUGGUACAAAGAGCAGAAGAAGCUCCACAGGAAGUGCGCCUACCAGAUUUUGGUGCAAGUGAAGGAGAUCCUGUCCAAACUGACCACGCUGGUGGAGACCACACUCAAAGAGACAGAGAAGAUUACAGUCUGCGGGGACACCCACGGCCAGUUCUAUGACCUGCUUAACAUAUUUGAGCUCAAUGGUUUGCCUUCUGAGACCAACCCCUAUAUAUUUAAUGGAGACUUUGUGGACCGAGGCUCCUUCUCUGUGGAAGUGAUCCUCACCCUCUUUGGCUUCAAGCUGCUUUAUCCCGAACACUUCCACCUCCUCCGAGGGAACCACGAGACAGACAACAUGAACCAAAUCUACGGCUUUGAGGGGGAGGUGAAGGCCAAAUACACAGCCCAGAUGUUUGAGCUAUUCAGCGAGGUAUUUGAGUGGCUUCCCCUGGCCCAGUGUAUCAACGGCAAGGUGCUGAUCAUGCACGGGGGGCUCUUCAGUGAGGACGGAGUCACCCUGGACGACAUCCGCAAGAUAGAGCGGAAUCGGCAGCCCCCGGACUCCGGCCCAAUGUGUGAUUUACUCUGGUCAGAUCCGCAGCCCCAGGUCAGUGAGCACAUGCCCUCGGCGGGG
Molecule: messenger RNA, 840 nt
Organism: Gracilinanus agilis (Agile Gracile Mouse Opossum)
Lineage: Eukaryota; Metazoa; Chordata; Mammalia; Didelphimorphia; Didelphidae
Product: serine/threonine-protein phosphatase 5
Exons: 8
Cellular component (GO): nucleus; cytosol
Molecular function (GO): protein serine/threonine phosphatase activity; protein binding
Source: RefSeq, a predicted model, not a curated record